GUGUCCGGAAGAAGGACUAGCAUGGUGGACAUAUUUUUCACUUUAUGCUUUGCUUUUAUUAAUGAUUUGGUAUAAUAUCCUAAUAUUAAUAAUCACCGAUUAAAACCUUAGCGUCGCACUGAGCUGCGUCUUCAGAUAAUAGCGGCUGUUUUCACACUACGUAGCUCUGGGCUGGAGUAGCCGUUACACCGCUGUCUGUCUGUCUGCCUGCACACGUCGUGACUUGUGACCUAGUUUGGUUUGUUUUUGUAGACUGACCUGAGUGGGAUGAAAUGUCAGGAGCCUGAACACAGACCAAAGAGGGUGACAUCUUAAUUCAGCGACUCUGAAGAAGAAGAAAAACGCCGUGAAAAAAGAGCACACUGAACAUUAACCAUGGCUGAAGUAACUGUAGAAGUAGAUGAGGAGAUGGCGAAGCAGGACUUGGAACCACUCCCAGAGCCACUACUGAUAAUCAUGUCCCCACCUCCACCAUUCUUACCUGUCCCUGGUGAACCCACCAUGUUUUGGCACAAGUGGCUAAAAGCUUUUGAACACUACGUUGAAGCACUCGGUGAAAACGAGCUCGUCGACUCCACUAAGUGUAUGCUCCUACAGAACUGCCUUGGUCUAGAGGGCCAGCGUAUCUUCACAACACUGAUCCAGAGUGAAACCACUUACGCAGCGGCCAUCCCAGCUCUGACGGCCUACUUCAACUCUGAUCCCACCUCUCAGAUGUACCGCCUUAAAUUUCAUCAGAGGGCCCAGAUGCCCGGAGAGACUCUAGAUCUGUUUGUGUCUGCGUUAGAGGAACUGCUGGAGCCUUGCCGCUAUGGAAACCUUCAAGACAAACUUAUCCUGGAUCAGCUGAUUGAGAACACCAGCUACCCACAACUCCGAGAGAGGCUGCUGUUGGAGAGGGAAACUCUGACCUUGGACAAGGCAUUGGCUAUCGGUAAAGAGCUUGAAUCUGCUUUAGACGAAUCUGAACUGUUUGGCUUUCAUGAGGUCAGUGUGGACAUCGGAGACGAUUUAGACCCCCCUGUUCAAACAAAGCGCAAAAGAGGGCGACCUCGGCGUGGGGAGGUAAGGCCGAAAAUGAAAGCAAAACCACGCUCGACUAAAAUCCAAACAAGAUCAUCUAGAUGCAAAGACAACUACUAUUACAGCAACGACAAGCUAUAUUACAGUGGAAAUGAAGAAGAUGAGUAUAAGAGCGCUGAUAAGACCGAUCGGGCUUGGGAUGAAGGCAGCGAUAAAGCAGGUAAGGAUGAUAACGGAACCGUGUCCUCAUCGUCACAGAGGAUGAAAGAGGAAGACUGCGACAAAGCUAGCGAUGGUGUCGUUGAUGAUGACGGUGACGAUGAAGACUUUGUCCUUCCACCGUCUAAACUAAGAGGCCCCUACUGUCCCAUCUGUACGGACAAGCGCUUCAGAGACGCAAACAAGCUCGCCAGACACAUGAGGACGCACACAAAGGAGAAACCGUUCAGCUGCCCGGUCUGCGCUUUUACCUUCAGCCAGUCCUACCACAUGACCCGACACAUGAGGAACCAGCACGGUGCCGGCCAACACAUCUGCUCCACAUGUGGGAUCAGUUUGGGGAGCUAUGCCGAGCUGCAACGUCACAAGAGGACGCACGCGCCAAAGGUUCUGUCGUGUCCCAAAUGUCACGAGGAAUUCACUAACAAUGAUGCAUUUUGUAGUCAUGUCAUGUCCCACAGAAAAGACCAGUCCACCCAGAUAGAGGGACAGAGUUCUCAGCAAAGUGAUAGAGUGACAAACCAAGAAAUAAUCGAAUCGUGUAACCAGGACAAUCACGAGAGUGACUAUAGCAAUGAUAAUGUUUCGGAGAAUUGUGCAGAGUCGGAUGGGGAUUCUCAGGAUAAAAAAUCUGAAGUUAACGUUAAGGUUGAAGAUAAGGACACUGAUGAAGGUAAAUCUCAAGAUGGAGGCAGUCGGGGGAAAAAAGUUGCCUCCAAGACCAAAAAAAGAGGCCACUUCUGUCCUAUCUGUAUUGACAGGCGCUUCAGAGGGUCAAACAAACUCGCCAGGCACAUGAGGACGCACACCAAGGAGAAACCGUUCAGCUGCCCGGUCUGCGCUAAGACCUUCAGCCAGUCCUACCACAUGACCCGACACGUGAGGAAGCAGCACGACUUGGGCAAGUACAUCUGCUCCACAUGUGGGAAAAGUUUAGGGAGCUGGCUGGAACUGAAAGCACACAAGAAGACUCAUGCGGUUGAAGGCCUGACAUGUCUUGCCUGUGAUAAACAGUUCAAGGAGAAGGCAACACUUGUGAGUCACCUGAAAUUACACAAGAAGGUCCAGUCCAGCCCUCGGAGCCUCGCCUGUGGUGAUUGCGGCAAAGUAUUCGGCCGGUUGUAUCAUUUGAAAAGGCACAUAGUGACCCAUCGCAAAGCAACAAACGGAGAGUGUUACACGUGCCCUGACUGUCAGAAGGAUUUUGCCUUCCCGGAAGACCUCAACAAACACCUGGAGAUUCACGCGAAAGAAAACAGCGGGACUUGUCCGAAAUGUGACGAAACCUUCAGUAGUCCAGAAGAACUGGAGACGCACAUGGGAGUCCAUGAGAAGUCUUAUGCCUGCAGCAUCUGUGAGAAGAAGUUCAAGGUUGAGUACGCGCUGAAGAAGCACGAACAAGGCCACCAAGACGAACAGUAUUAUUGUUCUCUGUGCCGCAAGCGCUUCAUUAAGCUGUCUCACUACAAGAGGCACAUAAUGGUCCACGAAAGACGGGAAUCCAGAUGUCCACACUGUGACAGCGUCUUCCUACAGUUAACGGCUUUGAAGUAUCACCUGCGGACUCAUACAGAAGAACGGCCGUACCAGUGCACCUGUUGUAUCGAGACCUUCGAGGAGAAGGAGGAGCUGGAGCAGCACUGCCUCAAACACCGGAAGUUCAAGAGGGAGAGGCCGUACUCGUGCACUCGGUGCGAUUCUGCUUUCUCUAGACUAAUUGAGCUGACCGACCACAUGAGCGUGCACGAUGGGGAGCAGCCGAUGAACUGCCCCAUCUGCGGCAGGACCUUCCUGAACAAGAACAAGAUGGAGAAGCACCUGAGCAUCCACACGGGGGAGAGACCUCACCUCUGCUCCAUCUGCGGCAACGGCUUCCCCUCGGCCGCCAGCCUCAAGUUACACAUCCACAUCCACACCGGAGAAAAACCCUUCCAGUGUUCGCAGUGCAGCAAGAGCUUCAGGUCGUCCAGCGGGCUGCGGCUGCACAGCAGGCAGCACAUGGAGGUGAGGCCCAGCUACGAGUGUCCCGAGUGUGGCAGGACGUACGGUCGCAUGACGGAGCUGAAGAUGCACCAGCGCUAUCACACGGGGGAUAAACCGUACGCAUGCACCUGCUGCAACAAACGCUUUAUUAGCAAAGACAAACUGAACGUCCACAUGAGGAUACACACGGGGGAGAGGCCGUACUCCUGCCCCCACUGUGGACAGACUUUCACACAGACUGGGGACAGAAACAGACACAUCAGUAAAUACCACUCGUUAGAUAGUGGAGGAACAGAGCUCCAGUGACGCUUCGUUCGUUGCUUUUGAUAGGAUUGUUCCAGUGGUUUUGCAUGUUUCCAGGGGUUGGUAGUAGAGGUGUGAAUCUUCACUGAUCUCCCGAUUCGAUUACGAUUAUCAUGUCUUCGAUUCGAUAUCAC
This is a messenger RNA of Perca flavescens (yellow perch), 3662 nucleotides long. RefSeq names its product zinc finger protein 420. The transcript is spliced from 2 exons. Bases 376 to 3531 code for a protein of 1051 amino acids. Gene Ontology annotation, biological process: regulation of DNA-templated transcription. The record is from RefSeq and is a predicted model, not a curated record. NCBI's taxonomy places the organism in Eukaryota, Metazoa, Chordata, Actinopteri, Perciformes, Percidae. Gene Ontology annotation, molecular function: RNA polymerase II cis-regulatory region sequence-specific DNA binding; DNA-binding transcription factor activity, RNA polymerase II-specific.